This is a messenger RNA of Symbiodinium sp. CCMP2456, 792 nucleotides long. NCBI's taxonomy places the organism in Eukaryota, Dinophyceae, Suessiales, Symbiodiniaceae. The record is from the annotation of a GenBank genome assembly.
AUGCUGCCCACGCUGAGCUCCUACACCCUGGACGAGAUGCUGGAGGCGCGGACGCCGGACCAGGUCGUCUUCAGCCAGCUCUAUGUGAACCCGGAGCGAUCCCGCAGCGAGGAGUACGUGGCCAAGUUGGAGAAAGCCGGUGUGCAGGCCCUCUUCGUCACCGUGGAUGCACCACAGCUUGGCCGCCGUGAGAAGGACAUGCGCAACAAGUUCACCCAGCAGGGUUCCGAUGUGCAGGGCGACGACGAGGAUGACGGAGCCGUUGACCGUUCCCAGGGCGCCACCCGUGCCAUCAGCAGCUACAUUGACCCCGGCCUCAACUGGGAGGACGUGCCGUGGCUCAAGAGCAUCACCAAGAUGAAGGUGCUCCUGAAGGGCGUGCAGUGCGCCGAGGAUGCCGUCAUGGCUUACAAGGCUGGCCUUUCAGGUUGCGUGCUCUCCAACCACGGUGGUCGUCAGCUGGACACCUGCCGCCCGGGCAUCGAGGUCUUGCCUGAGGUCAUGGAGGCCAUCAAGGCGGAGGGUGCCACCAAGGAGAACUUCGCCGUCUUCAUCGAUGGUGGCGUGCGCCGUGGUGGCGAUGUCUUCAAGGCGGUUGCUUUGGGAGCACAGGCUGUGGGUGUCGGCCGGCCUGUCUUGUACUCCCUUGCCUCCUACGGCCAGAACGGCAUCGUCCGCAUGGUCCACAUGCUCCAGGAUGAGCUGCAGAUGGUCAUGCGCCUGGCCGGCACCCCGAACAUCCCCAGCAUCACCGAGAAGCACGUGAUCACCACCAACCUGGCCGACCACAUC